Mobula hypostoma (lesser devil ray) is the source of this 1094-nucleotide messenger RNA. RefSeq names its product protein SSXT-like. The transcript is spliced from 9 exons. Lineage: Eukaryota; Metazoa; Chordata; Chondrichthyes; Myliobatiformes; Myliobatidae. The record is from RefSeq and is a predicted model, not a curated record. Bases 60 to 986 code for a protein of 308 amino acids.
UGUCACCCACAGGGGAGGAGCCGCCGCCGCCGACUGUCGGAGGAACUGCUGUCCCCGCCAUGUCUGUGGUAUUUGUGCCACAGCGGCUGCGGAGCAAAUGUGAAAUAAACCAGGCGACCAUCCAAAAGUUACUUGAUGAGAACAACCAGUUAAUUCAGUGCAUUGUGGAGUAUCAGAACAAUGGCAAAGCUGCAGAGUGCACCCAGUACCAGCAGAUCCUGCAUAGGAACCUCAUCUACCUGGCCACAAUAGCAGAUUCCAGUCAGAAUGUGGCAAGUGCCCAUCCUGUGGUGCUCAACCAGCCAAUGGCAAUGGGGCCAGGGGUAAUGGAUCCUGUCGGGAGAGCUGGAGAUCCCAUGGGAAGCGGAACUCCUCCCCCUGGACAAGGGAACCCUCAUCAAAUGGCAGGUGGCGCCCCCUUUCCCCAGGCUCAUUGCCAACAGGUUGCACCCAGCACUUCGAUGGGUUUACCUGCUGGUAGCCACGGCAACAUGGGGAACUUCAACCAACCGGCAGCUCCUCCACAGAACAUGCCAGCCCAGGAGCAGAUGGGGAUGAGCAUGGGCUCAUCCCUGGCAAAUCACCUGCAGCCAGGCCCUCACAACCCAGCUCCACCACAGCAGCAAGGAUCCCAGGGAGAAUUCUUCACCCAGCAGUUCAAGCAGUCGCAGGCGCCGGCCGACGGAAUGAACCUACAGCUCUAUUCAGAAGGUAACAACUGGUUUGGACCCCAGCAGGGGCCUUUCCAGCAGAACUCCAGUGCUCACCAGCAGACCUUCUUUCAGCAGUUCCCCAACCAGCAACCACUGACCAGCACUCCUCAGGAAUUCAAUCCUGCACAGAACUCUCAAGGACAAUUUAGAAGCUUUCAGCAAGAUCCGGGGCAACAAUACGCAGCGUACAGACCCCAACAACCUGUCGCAAACGCAGCCCAGCCACAGGCCUUCCAGUAUGGGCAGGGAGCUGCCUUUGGAGGAUUCCAGUGACUGGACGUGGACUGAAGGACUGCCUCUCACUGCAGACACCGGUGCAGCACCAUCAGGCAGAGCUCUGGAAGCCAGGGAGCCCCUUUCCACCUGGAUGCAGCCCUGGGA